Messenger RNA from Porites lobata, 1946 nucleotides. Lineage: Eukaryota; Metazoa; Cnidaria; Anthozoa; Scleractinia; Poritidae. The record is from the annotation of a GenBank genome assembly.
AUGUGGUUAUUUGCCGUGACACUGAUUUUCAUAGGUCAACGUUCUGCAAGUGCAAGUAAGUAUCAAUAUUAACGUGCUUUUAGGAUCCAAAUGGCUACUCUUUGAGAGUGUGCUAACCUUAGUGUGUGUUGGCAUACAAUUUGCACUGCACAACAGGAGGAAAAAAAAGUCGCCACAAACCAACUUAACAACGGUGUAAUAUAACUUUUAUGAACGUAAGAGAUAAUGAGAUUGUAGGUAAAUACACUUUACAAAUAAACUUUAAGGUGUAUUACGUGUGAGAUCUUGCGUGCAAGACAUUAACUAAAGGAAGUAUAACCUUGAUGUGAAAAAAUAGAAUACAGUGAUGAAGCACCAAUAAUGAGAUUAAGCAUUCAGGCUAAAGAACUCAGUUUUAAUUAAAGCCGUCAUUGUAGGUGCGGUAUUUCGUUGAAACGUGGUCUGAAACGUUUGUUUACUCUUAAAACCAAAGAAAAACACGAUUUUUUGAGUCGAUAAUUUGUAAUACACCCGAAUUUCUCAUUUCAUGUUUGAGCUAUGUUUAUUUACAGCCAUAUUUUUAUCGCAUCGUAUCGUUCAUUUAAAAAGCUGAAAGUGAACGCAAGGAAAAAUAGGAGACGGUUAGGGAUAAUUUAGCAGCAUUACAAAGCGCCCACGUCUGGUUAUCAGCGUUUCCGUCGCAUAUACCGACGCAUACGCGAGUUUAAAGACAGCUUACAAGUAAAAAUUCAGUGGUUAUUACUUGGAUCCAAAUAAUAAUGUAUCUGUUGUUUUGUAGACAUGUAAUUGAGAAGCGUCUUGGCCUUGCUAAUCCAGAUAAAAAUCUUAACGUCACGUUCAGCCUACUCUGCAAGCUCGUUUUAUUUUAGCUUUUGCAUCUGACUUUAGCUUUUAUCAUGCUACUCGGAGCCACCAUUACUCUAUACGAUUAGGUCCAUGGGGUAACUCUCAAAUAUAAGUCCUAUUUGUGUGAUAUUAUACUAACGUACAUAUUGUUUCUAAGCAUCAGAAUGUAGCAGCGAAUUUGGAAUGCAAGACAAAAGAAUCCCAGAUAAUGGUAUUACGUCAUCGUCUGAGCUAAGCGCCAAUCACGCACCUGCAUUUGCUCGGCUGGAUGGACCGAGAGCCUGGUGCUCAGCUCCGGGAGAUAAAUCACCGUAUAUACAAAUAACUUGGGACGACGAAAACCUUAUAACAGCGAUAACAACCCAGGGAAGUUCACGCGAUUCUAGUUGGGCCAGAAAUUUUGAAGUUACAUACACGAGAGACGAAAAAUGGACAUCGUACGGAAAGGUAACUUUUUCUGAAAGCUACCAGUGAUGUUUUUACCAGCAUUAUAAAGUUACUGUCGACGUAACAAACAAAACCACUUUUUUUUUUCAUAAUGACUACUUUGUCAUUACCAUUCACAUUGAAGGGAACAAAACGCAAGCAAAUGGCGAAACGAUGUGAUAAUCACCAUUACGGUGUUGAUGCUUGCGGUUUAGAUUUCUGACAUCUCGUUGGCUCUUUUCGGAACAUAACAACAUUCUUUACAUAUAUCUUGUAUUCUAUUCCCGUGGAGCCUAAACUACUGCUGAGUUUAAACACACAAACCCAAAACUGAGAAAAUAUCGCGACUACGGUGUCACUUGCAAAUAUUUGAUGACACAUUACAAAUACAUUCAUUAUUACAAGUUUUAUCGCUAUUAAAAACAAAGCUCCAUAAUUUUUUUUGCUAACAUAGCUAUUACUGAGCUAGGAAUAUAAACAUAGGCCUUUUUUUCUGUUUACAGCUACUUAAAGGUAAUCGAAACAGCAGAUCCUUGAAAAAGAAUGUCUUCAAGCCACCAAUUAGGACACGAUCAAUCAGGAUAUACCCAAAAGACCCGUUUAGGUUUUUGAUGGUUCCUGUGGUUCCUUGUCUUAGAUUGGAGCUCUAUGGAUGUUCUGCUCCAGGUAGGUAA